This is a messenger RNA of Leptopilina boulardi, 671 nucleotides long. RefSeq names its product 28S ribosomal protein S23, mitochondrial (gene mRpS23). The record is from RefSeq and is a predicted model, not a curated record. Gene Ontology annotation, biological process: translation. Gene Ontology annotation, cellular component: mitochondrion; ribosome. NCBI's taxonomy places the organism in Eukaryota, Metazoa, Arthropoda, Insecta, Hymenoptera, Figitidae. The transcript is spliced from 4 exons. Gene Ontology annotation, molecular function: structural constituent of ribosome. Bases 87 to 533 code for a protein of 148 amino acids.
GUUACUUUCAGUUCAUCAGCUGAUGAUUUUUUUUUUGUUGUUGAUUUGAGGUUAAGUUUUUGAAAACGAGUAAUUUUUAAAAAAACAUGGCACAAAGUAGAUUAGAAAAAAUAGGAACUAUUUUCUCCAGACUAACGAAUCUCAUGAAAGGAGGUGUUUUAAAACAGGAUGAACUUCCAAUGUGGUACUCUAUUUAUAAAGCAUUUCCUCCAAAAUAUGAACCAAGAUACGAUAGACCAGGAUCUCAAGCUCCUUUACGAAAUAUAUACUAUACCGAAGAUCUUAUUAGAAUAAAAUUUUAUCAGGACUUUCCAAACUUGACAAUUCCAGAGUUGACAUCCGAUAAUCCAUCGAAAUGUCAACAAUUCUUACAGGAGUAUCAAAAAUUAGAAAAAGAGGGAAUCCCGGAAUCUGAACUCUAUGUUAAAGCAAGAGAAAGAUUUGUUUCAAUGUAUGAUACUUCGCCUGAUUCUCAAAAAGUGAAACCAACAAAAGAAGAUAAAUCUUUUAUUGAUGUUAGUAAAUUUCUUUAAAAGUCAACUUGAGAGGAUUUCUAGUCUAUUCCAAUUUUUUUGCUGAAAAAACAACUCAAAUUGCCUACAUUGUAAUAUUUAAUUAAUUUGUUACAUUUUAAAAGAUAAGUAGAUUUAAUAAAUGUUUUUAAAAUAAAA